AUGAAUACGGUUUCCUCGAACGUUUUUCACCGUCGCCUUGACGUUGAACCAUUGUACGCUAUUCGGGCCGAAGGCAAUUAUAUCUAUACCAAAGACGGACGCAAAAUUCUUGAUGGUGGUGUUGGUUCUGGUGUGACAACAAUUGGUUAUGGUCAUAAACGUGUCACUGAAGUUGUCGGCGCCACAAGUGGUUGCACUCUAGCAAUGCCAGGUUAUUUCAAGGCAAUGCGUGAAGUGUGUGAUAGACAUGGAGCUCUCUUUGUUCUCGAUGAAAUCAUGUGCGGUAUUGGUCGAACGGGCAAACUGCAUGCAUGGCAAUGGGAAAAUCUUUCAUCUCCACCUGAUAUUCAAGUCAAUGGAAAGGGUCUCGCUGGUGGAUAUGCUCGUAUUGGAGCAAUACUUGUUUCAGCCAAAGUUAUUGAUAUGUUGUCUGCUGGUUCAGUUGCUCUCUACCCUUGUUCAAAACGUACAUUCGACGGUAUUAGUGGAGAUCAUAUUAUCAUCGCCCCGCCGUAUACAAUUACUGAACAGGAGCUUGUUUUUCUUGUUGACAGUCUUAAAGCGUCGAUUGAUAUCGUCUUGCAAGCUGAUCCUGUUUAG
Messenger RNA from Rotaria sp. Silwood1, 600 nucleotides. Lineage: Eukaryota; Metazoa; Rotifera; Eurotatoria; Philodinida; Philodinidae. The record is from the annotation of a GenBank genome assembly.